Molecule: messenger RNA, 5342 nt
Organism: Trifolium pratense (red clover)
Lineage: Eukaryota; Viridiplantae; Streptophyta; Magnoliopsida; Fabales; Fabaceae
Product: transcription elongation factor SPT6 homolog
Exons: 17
Coding region: 225-5126 (1633 amino acids)
Biological process (GO): positive regulation of transcription elongation by RNA polymerase II; transcription elongation-coupled chromatin remodeling; mRNA transcription by RNA polymerase II
Cellular component (GO): transcription elongation factor complex
Molecular function (GO): nucleosome binding; nucleic acid binding; histone binding
Source: RefSeq, a predicted model, not a curated record
UCUUGUGAAAUCUUAAUCCAAUACAACCCCUAAUAUAAAUAUUCACACAACACCGUGUUCUUGAUAUAUUGAUUCUUCACUCGUUUUGUUUAUUAGAAACUCGAAAACUCUCUCGCUUCGAUUCAUUUUUCUCAUUCUGUAUCCCAAUCGCAUUCAUUCCAUAACUGCAUCGUUCGAUUUCUCUUUCGCUACAUCCAAUUUUGCAUUCUCUCUGCGUUUCAAUCAUGCCUAGAGGUGUAAUUUCUGACGACGAAGAUGAGGUUGAGGUCGCUAUGGAAGAGAGAGAGCCUGUUGAUGGUGAAGAAUUGGAGGAAGAAGGUCGUGAGAUGGAUGACGAUGAUGAGGAUGAAGAAGAGGAAGGGCAGGAUGAAUAUGAAAAGGAUGGAUUUAUAGUUGAUGACAUUGAGGAAGAAGAGGAGCACGAUGAAGAAGAAAGAGCAGAAAGUGACGAAGAGCGUCAGAAGAAGAAAAAGAGGAAGAAAAAGGAGGAGUAUGUCCUUGAUGAAGAUGAUUAUGAGUUGCUGGAGGACAAUAAUAUCAAUAUUCAUCGUCGAAAGGACAGCAAAAAGUUCAAGCGACUGAAAAAGGGCCAAAGGGACACUGAGGAGGGGCACUCUGGACAAGAUGAUGAAGAGGAGUUUUUUCGAAGUGGUAAAGUUGGGCGAACUGCCGAGGAGAAGCUUAAACACAGUUUAUUUGGCGAUGAUGAAGGAUCUCAUCUUGAAGACAUUGCUGAAGAGGAGGAGCAAGUAGAAGAGGAGGAGGAUGCCGACAUCGGAGAUGAAGAUGAAAUGGCCGACUUUAUUGUGGAUGAAGAAGAAGUUGAUGAGAACGGAGCCCCUGUGAGUAAGACUAGGAAGCCGAAGGGUGUAAGAAGGAUUAGGCAGGCGCCUGGAGUCUCAUCUUCAGCUUUACAAGAAGCUCAAGAAUUAUUUGGCGAUGUCGACGAGUUGCUUGAGGCUCGCCAUCAAAGUCGAGAAAAGAAUGAUUAUAAAGAGACUAGACUUGAAGAUGAAUUUGAGCCUAUUGUUCUCUCUGAGAAAUACAUGACAGAGAACGAUGAUCGGAUUAGGGAGCUUGAUAUUCCAGAGAGAAUGCAGAUAUCGGAGGAGAGUACUGGUGCUCCUUCACUGGAUGGAAGUAGUAUAGAUGAAGAGAGUCAGUGGAUAGUUAAUCAACUUAAAGAUGGGGCAGUCCCUUGGAUUGGCAAGAAAGAUUCAAGCUCUCAAGAUAAGGAGCUACCAAUUGACAAGGAUGAUAUUGUCAGAUUUUUGGAACUGCAUCACGUGCAAAAAUUAGAUAUUCCUUUUAUUGCCAUGUAUCGGAAAGAGGAGUGUUUAAGCUUAUUGAAAGACCUGGAGCGGCCUGAAGCUGGUGAUGAGAAUUCGGAUAAGAAUGACAAGACACCUACUCUAAAAUGGCACAAGAUACUUUGGGCUCUACAGGACCUGAACAGGAAGUGGUUGCUUCUUCAGAAGCGGAAGAAUGCCCUCCAACAAUACUACAAUAAACGGUUUGAAGAAGAGUCUCGUCGUGUAUACGAUGAAACAAGACUAAACUUAAAUAGGCAAUUGUUUGAAUCAGUUAUGAGAUCACUGAAAGAGGCAGAAUCAGAGAGGGAGGUUGACGAUGUUGACUCCAAGUUCAACUUACAUUUCCCACCAGGUGAAGCUGGUGUUGAUGAAGGACAGUACAAAAGGCCAAAACGGAAGUCAAUGUACAGCUCUUUCAGUAAGGCGGGUCUGUGGGAGGUUGCAAGCAGGUUUGGCUGUAGUUCUGAGCAACUUGGAUUAUGUCUAUCUGUAGUUCAGCUGCAAGAGUUGGAAGACCCAAAGGAAACACCAGAAGAGGUGGCUUCUAACUUCACAUGUGCUAUGUACAAUACCCCUGAAGAAGUACUUAAAUGUGCUAGACACAUGGCAGCCGUUGAGAUAAGUUGUGAGCCUAGCAUAAAGAAACAUGUCCGUAGCCACUUUAUUGACCACGCUGUGGUGUCAACUUCCCCUACUGCCGAUGGAAAUAUAACCAUAGAUUCAUUCCAUCAGUUUUCUGGGGUGAAGUGGCUGCGAGAGAAGCCUUUGUCUAAAUUUCUGGAUGCCCAAUGGCUCCUUAUACAGAAGGCAGAAGAGGACAAACUCAUUCAAGUUACUAUUAAGUUUCCUGAAGAGCAUCUUAACAAGUUAAUAGACCAAUUCAAUGAGUAUUAUGUUAGUGAUAGUGUUAGCAGAUCUGCUCAAUUGUGGAAUGAACAGAGGAAGCUGAUACUUCAGGAUGCAAUUUUUCGAUUUCUUUUACCAUCAAUGGAAAAAGAAGCAAGGGGCGUCUUAGCAAGCAAAGCAAAGCAUUGGGUACUUAUGGAGUAUGGGAAGGCCUUUUGGAAUAAGGUUUCUGUGGGGCCUUAUCAACAGAAGGAAAAUGAUCUUAGCUCGGAUGAUGAGGCUGCUCCUAGGGUUAUGGCUUGCUGUUGGGGCCCCGGAAAGCCACAAACAACUUUUGUUAUGUUAGAUUCUUCGGGAGAAGUGCAAGAUGUGUUAUACACUGGGUCACUUACUUUAAGGUCUCAGAACGUCCAUGACCAACAAAGGAAGAAGAAUGACCAGGAACGUGUCUUGAAGUUUAUGACAGAUCACCAACCACAUGUUGUUGUUUUAGGAGCAGCUAACUUGUCUUGCACUCGUUUGAAAGAAGAUAUAUAUGAGGUUAUUUAUAAGAUGAUCGACGAAAACCCUAGAGAUGUUGGGCAUGAUAUGGAUGGGCUCAGCAUUGUGUAUGGAGAUGAAUCUCUGCCCCGUCUUUAUGAAAAUUCUCGAAUUUCCUCUGAACAGCUUCCUUCGCAGCAGCUAGGUAUAGUGAGACGGGCUGUUGCUCUUGGUCGAUUUCUCCAGAACCCAUUGGCAAUGGUUGCGACAUUAUGUGGGCCCAGAAAGGAAAUAUUAUCAUGGAAAUUGAGCCCUUUGGAGAGUUUCCUCAACCCGGAUGAUAAAAUUGGGAUGGUUGAGCAGGUUAUGGUAGAUGUGACCAAUCAGGCUGGCUUAGACAUUAAUUUAGCAAUAAGCCACGAAUGGUUAUUUGCUCCGUUACAAUUUAUUUCGGGGCUUGGUCCACGAAAGGCUGCAUCCUUGCAAAGAUCACUGGUUAGAGCUGGCGGAAUUUUUACCCGGAAGGACUUUUUGACAGAACAUAAACUUGGUAAAAAGGUGUUUGUCAACGCGGUUGGUUUCUUGCGUGUCCGGCGAAGUGGAUUGGCUGCUAGCAGCAGCCAAUUUAUUGACUUGUUGGAUGAUACACGAAUUCAUCCAGAAUCGUAUAUUCUUGCACAGGAGUUGGCCAAAGAUGUGUAUGAGGAGGAUGGCACAGGUGAUGCAAAUGAUGACGAUGAUGCACUAGAGAUGGCCAUAGAACAUGUGAGAGAUCGACCUAGUUAUUUGAAAAACCUGGAUGUUGAGGCAUACGCUGCUGCAAAUAAUCGUCAAGACAAAAUUGAAACUUUCUAUGAUAUUAAAAGAGAAUUGAUUCAUGGUUUUCAAGAUUGGCGUAAGCAAUAUGAAGAACCAAGUCAGGAUGAGGAGUUCUAUAUGAUAUCAGGUGAGACUGAAGAGACUCUUGCUGAAGGUAAAAUAGUCCAGGUUACAGUUCGCCGAGUGCAAGCUCAGAAAGCAAUAUGUGGUCUUGAAUCGGGAAUGACUGGAAUCCUUAUGAAAGAAGACUAUACAGAUGACUGGAGAGAUAUAAUUGAAUUAUCUGAUAGGCUACAUGAAGGUGACAUGCUCACGUGUAAAAUCAAGUCAAUUCAAAAGAACAGGUAUCAAGUCUUCCUUGUUUGUAAAGAUAGUGAAAUGAGAAGUGAUCGGUUACAGAGCAACCAUGAUUUCGAUCCCUAUUACCAUGAAGACCGGAGCUCCUUACCGAGUGAGCAAGACAAAACCCGGAAAGAAAAGGAGCGUGCAAAGAAGCAUUUCAAGCCAAGGAUGAUUGUUCAUCCACGCUUUCAGAACAUAACUGCAGACGAAGCAAUGGAGUUCUUGUCGGACAAGGAUCCUGGUGAAAGUAUUUUCCGUCCUAGUUCCCGGGGUCCUUCAUACCUUACUUUGACUCUUAAAAUUCACGAUGGAGUAUAUGCCCAUAAAGAUAUAGUUGAAGGUGGGAAGGAACUCAAGGAUAUCACAAGUUUACUUCGAAUCGGAAAGACACUAAAAAUUGGAGACGACACUUUUGAGGAUUUAGAUGAGGUUAUGGACCGAUAUGUUGAUCCCUUGGUGACUCACUUAAAAACAAUGUUAAAUUAUCGCAAGUUCAGGACGGGUAUGAAAACAGAAGUUGAUGAACUUUUGAGGAUUGAAAAGGCAGAGUAUCCCAUGCGCAUAGUUUAUAGUUUUGGCAUCUCCCAUGAACAUCCUGGCACAUUUAUAUUGACUUACAUAAGAAGUACAAAUCCACACCAUGAGUACAUUGGUCUUUAUCCCAAAGGAUUCAGGUUUCGCAAAAAGAUGUUCGAGGAUAUUGACCGGCUUGUGGCAUAUUUUCAAAGGCACAUUGAUGAUCCACAAAAUGAUUCAGCACCUUCCAUUAGAUCUGUAGCUGCAAUGGUGCCAAUGCGAAGCCCUGCAACUGGUGGCUCAUCAGGGACAUCUGUGGGUAGUGGCUGGGGUGGUUCCAACAGCGAGGGUGGCUGGAGAGGUCACUCGUAUGAUAGGGACCGAUCUUCUACUCCUGGUUCCAGAACAGGACGGCCUGAUUACAGAAACAAUGGGAGUCGAGAUGAACACCCUAGUGGAGUGCCUCGUCCAUAUGGUGGUGGACGAGGGCGUGGUCGUGGUUCUUAUAACAAUAGCAGUAGAGGACACAACUCCAACAAUGAAAGGCAUGAUGGUGCAACCAGAUGGGGAUCUGCUGCUACAAAAGACAGGGAUGAUAAUUUGAGCAACUUUCCAGGGGCUAAGGUUCAAAAUUCCCCCGGAAGGGAAGCAUUUCCUGGUAGUUGGGGUGGAACCGGUGGCUGGGGAGGUGGAGCUAGUACUGGCGACAAAAGUGGCUGGGGUGCUGGUCCAAGCGAUGCUGAACAUGGAAGCUCUGGCUGGGGAACUGGUUCCAAGAAGGCUGCUGACAUUGGAUGGUCUGGAAACUGACUGACUGUGGCGGCUCUGGCUGGUGAACCUUCAGAACUUUGUUUAGCUUACAGGAAGGGGUUGUCGUUUGAUUUGUAGUUUGAUUCAAAGGAACAAGGUUGUCAGUAUCUUUCUAUAGUGGUUGGUUGGUCUUGAGUAAGCACUUGCUCAGACUUUCCAAGUCUCAUUAUUGUAACCAAUAUUCCACAAGGUUUUCAAUAUCUAGUUUUUACGUAA